AGAUGUAAACCCCUCCCCUUUCUUUAGACUCGCUUUAGAAGUGAAAUCUCCUCCAAAGAGCUUGGAAUAUCUCACGUCUGAAGAAACCAUAGAACUAUAUAGGAACUACAGAGAGGCAAAGAAUGGGCACCACAACCCAACCCGACAUCAGCUAUAAGUAUCGUUAGUAGAGAGGAAGAGGCCUUUAUUUCUUUUACAUUGGAGGAAGAAGAGGGAGUGGAUGCACUGUAGACAUGGAAGGAAAACGAUGUAGAGUCGACGGAGGGGUGAAAUGGGAGUAUGCAGGAGUGUGAAAGAGCUGGAGGAACUAGUUGUAUUAAGUAGGUGUUGAGAGGCAGAGGUGUACUGGCGGACAUACACAAAUCAACGACGACCCUUCUGGUGGAGGUAGGAAGCUGGGGAAAAAGUGAUGGAUUGUGGGGAGAGUAUCCUGUGUGGGUCCGCGGAGCUGGAUCUUGACCCAGACGUUGUGAGUGAAGAGGCCGGGAGGCUGUACUCGGAGCUACAGACCGUCAUAGAGACUCAUGGCGCAGGGGUUGUGGAGUCCCUGGUGCCCAUCCUAGUCUGGAUCCUGGAGGGACUGGCCAGCUGCAGAGCCCAGCUCCGAGAGAGGGAGGAGGAGGCCGAGAGGGACAAAGAAGAGAGAGAGGAGCUGUUUGAGCGAUACCAGAGUGAGAAACUACUGAGGAGAGAGAGCCAGGAGCGGUAUCUGGAGUUAGAUGACCAGAUUGAACAGGAGCGAAGGACAAUCAGGGGACGAGAGAAGGAGAGAGAGAGGAGAGAGAAAGAACUGGAGAAGAAGGCCAGAGAGCAGGCUGACCAAUUGGUGGCCUUGGAGGAGCAGAGGACCUGCCUGGGCAGAGAGCUCAACACACUGAAGCACACUCACAACAAGUUGGUGUUGAGUUAUAAGGAUCUGCUGGAUAGAAAAAAGGAAUUGGAGAGAGAGGGAUCUCCAUUAAGAAAUCAUGUAACAUCCAAUAAUUCUGGAGGUCUGCUGACCCCGGCACUGUCCUGUGUCAAGAGGAUGGAGCAAACUCAUCUAAGGCAAGAAACGCCACCUGAUUCUGCCCUGUUGGAACGAUCAGUAACCAGUGACAGUAGGGUGAUUGACAUUGUCUUAAAGCCAGACAGAGAUCCGUCCUUCAUCAAUGACAUCAUAAGCUCCACCCCCGAGCUGGCACAGUUUCAUGGCCUCGUCGAGGCCAGCACACCGGUCAGAGCAGACCCCAAAGAGCCAAUCGGAGAGGAUCCCAACACCAGCCUGGAGAAAGAAAUAAAAGAGGAGGAGGAGAAGGAGGGAGAAAAGGAGAACGAUGAGGAGGAUAUGGAUAUUCUGGAACUGGAGCUUAGGAACACAGAGUCUGUGUUUUCAGAGCUGUCAGAUCUUAGUCCGGAAUAUGUGGAAAGUGUGGACCAAGGGGCCACUGUCCGAGGCAGUGCAGAUCAGGUUGAGCAGAUUCUUUCUCAGUAUGGGGAACUGAAACACACCCAUGAGUUAGUGGAUGCAGCCCGGAAAGCCCUGAUAUCUCGCGUUGAAGAGCUGACCAAUGAGAGGUCAGCUCUUAAAUUGGAGCUGACCUCCUGCCAGGAGUCCAUCACCCGAUUUGAAGGGAGGAUGAAGGAGGUGGAGGAGGAGACCAAGAGACUUCGGAAAGAACUGGAAGCAAAUCAAUCAGACGAGGAUUCGUCUCUACGCCGGUUCUCUCGGUCAGAGAUGGCUCGCGUUGUCAUGGAGAGGAACCAAUACAAGGAGCGUCUGUUCGAGCUGCAAGAAGCUGUGAGACGCAGUCAGACCAUCCGGGCCGCCCAAGAAGAGAGGGUCACAGAGCGGGAGAGGACUAGUGUGUGGAAAAGGUUCAACCGUUUGUUUGGCCUGAACAAGGACCCGUUGGUUGCUUCUGGUUCUCUAGCUCCGGCCCUGCCCACAUCACCCUCCCUCGCUAACUCACCAUUGGGGUCUCCACGGAAACAAACUGUCAGUCGCACUGUGACAGAGGGUGCCUCUCCAGCUGCAGGUCUGUCUCCGCGGGAUAGGAGGAGGGAGUUGUACAGAGAAAUCCGCUCACAUGUCUGGGGGGUCCUAGGAAAACGACAGAUCCACGGCUGGAGCAUGCCGCUGUCACACACACAGGAGUCCUCAGAGCCGACCCCUGAGCCCAAAGAUGUGCCGAUCCUGGUGCAGCUUAGACUGCUGGACCAGAGGGAUGCUACAGCUAAGCUGAACUGUGCUGUGGCUGUCACACCUGAAAUAUCAGGCGAGACAACGUGUGCAGUGUGGGCAGUCUCUGGCCCCGCCUCCAGUAGUGAUAUCACAGUAAUUGACCCUGCACGGUCCAAUACGGUGCUUGAUCAGUUCAGUCUCCCGCCUACCUCACCUGCCCUCUGCAUCUGUGCAGUGCCUCCUACUGGUGAGACCUCAGGAACGGUGUGGAUUGGAACUCAGGAAGGAAGUGUGUUGGUCCACUCUGCGUCCACUGCUAGAAGGCGCUGUCUGCAAUCGGUCUCUCUUUCUGAAGGCGUCCACUCUCUCACGUAUUCGCAGGGUCAAGUCAUUGCUGGGUUAGCCAAUGGGACACUUGCAUUCUUCUCACACCACCCAGGUAAUGGCUGGGAUCUCCAGUCACAUGAUGUUCUGCCUCUGGAACCAACCCCACUGCAGCCCAUUCGCUGUUGCCUAGCAAAGGGAGCAGGCUUAUGGGUAGGAUACUGGAAUUGCGUACAUGUGGUUGAUUUGGAGAAUCGCAAAGUAAAGCAAACGAUCAACGUCUCAGAGCGCUGUGAACAGCAGGUGCGCUUCAUGUGUGCGGCAGGCAGUGGCGUGUGGACGUCGUGCCGGCUUGACCCCACACUCAGGCUUUUUGACUGGUCCACUGGCCGGCCACUGCAGGAAGUAGAUUUGACCCCUCUGGUCACCAAAACACUGGGCCCCGCCUUCCUGUCUCUCUCCCCGCUGCAAAUCUCCUCCUUCGCUAUCAUCUCUGGUCGGCUGUGGGUUGGAACAGGAAGUGGAGCAAUCUUUUCUAUCCCUGUGUCUCUCAGUUCAGAGUCAGCCUCUAUCCCUUACUGCUCUCUGGCUACAGCCCAACUGUGUAACCAUGGACACCGCCAGGCCGUCAAGGUCAUUAUCGCCGCCCCUGGCUGUGUAACCAGCUCCUCUACAUCUGGAGGGGGUUCUGCCACUCUAGUCUCUACCUCUAUGCUCAUCCUUAGUGGAGGAGAAGGUUACAUCAACUUCCGCAUUGGGGACGACACGAAUGAUGGAGCUCUCGAUGCUGCUCCGCUGCGAUCAGAACGCAGUCACAUGAUUAUCUGGCAGAGUCCCACCCCAUCUUUGCCCACCUCCGCUUUCUGAUGGAUUUGACCGAGGUGUCAUGAAGGAGGCCAGGAAAUAUUUUGUACGUGGGGAUACGUUAACUGCCUUUCAUUGGGAUGUUCUCCUAUUCAUUUGGGGUGAAAAUGGAAGACAUCGUUGCCUUAUUCGUCACACUCUGAUAUCUCCCAUGGUUAAACCCAUGUCCUCUCUGUGAUAAUCCUUUAUCAUCUAGCAGUUGGUUUUUUUUGGUUGCAGUUAUCUGUUUUUGGUUUGGCAUUUGUGUUUUACAGGUUUAGUUUUUUCCAUAAACCAUGCACAGCUAGUUCCAUAUCAUGUAUAUUAUUUAAUGAUGUUGGCCGACCUCCAAAGGUCAUUACACAUUUGAUCAAACUUGUUUACAUUGAUCGCUACAUUGAUACUGAAGAUUUGGUGUUGAAGCUGCUUUGUCCAGGUGUGUGUUCUAAUACAGAACUCUGUACUUCCCUGGGUUUAUUCAGUAAGUUUGGGUUUCUAAUAAAGAACCCUGUACGUCCCUGGGUUUAUUCAUUUAGAUUGGGUUCCUAAUACAGAACCUUGUACGUCCCUGGGUUUAUUCAGUUAGAUUGGGUUCCUAAUACAGAACUCUGUACGUCCCUGGGUUUAUUCAGUUCGAUUGGGUUCCUAAUACAGAACCUUGUACGUCCCUGGGUUUAUUCAGUUAGAUUGGGUUCCUAAUACAGAACUCUGUACGUCUCUGGGUUUAUUCAGUUCGAUUGGGUUCCUAAUACAGAACUCUACUUCCCUGGGUUUAUUCAGUAGGAUUCUGCAACAGUGAACACUGAAUAUGAUCCUGGCCUUCAGUUCCAAUUGUGUGCAGUUAAAGCUGCAUCAACAAUGUACUUUAUUACCAUCAUCUCCAUGCAACUUUGUGUGUUUGUGUGUGUGAUUUUUCAAAUCCAUAGAUUAAAAAAAGCCAGUAUUCUACCCAGAGAAAGUAUCAUAUGUCAUUACAUAUUUUUAAAACAUGUGGUUUGUUUUAUUUUUGUUUUAAGUGUUCUUCAGUUGUUCUUUGCAUAAUGAUACAAGAAUGGAAUAGUCAGCCGAUACCUUUUUCUUUUAUGGAGUAUUUGAAAGUAUAUUUGUGUGUGAAUCAUGUCUGAAAAUGUUAAUCAUAACUGGACUUGUUUUCUCCUAUAUGAAAGACAAUCAAUGUAUCUACCUAAAUAUAUGAACAUUAUUUUUGUAAAUAUAUUUUCAUUAAAACUUUA
This is a messenger RNA of Esox lucius (northern pike), 4563 nucleotides long. RefSeq names its product C-Jun-amino-terminal kinase-interacting protein 3. Gene Ontology annotation, molecular function: signaling receptor complex adaptor activity; JUN kinase binding; kinesin binding. The record is from RefSeq and is a predicted model, not a curated record. The transcript is spliced from 28 exons. Gene Ontology annotation, cellular component: cytoplasm. Lineage: Eukaryota; Metazoa; Chordata; Actinopteri; Esociformes; Esocidae. Gene Ontology annotation, biological process: vesicle-mediated transport. Bases 410 to 3355 code for a protein of 981 amino acids.